CUUGAUGUUUCAGACGGACUUAUUUUGAGACGCACGCAAUAUAGAUGAGAGUCUUUACGGUAGUUUUGAUUGAUAAGGCUUAUUUUAGUCUUACUGUUUAUUAUUUUUGUAACAUAUUGCAAACAAUGCAGACAUAAGGACCUUUAACACAAGGAAAGAUGCUCUCUCUGCAACCUCGACAGUGGCUUCGACCUUGGGCUCAAUUGUGUACUUGGCCUCGACAGACAGUUCACAAGUUAGCCUCGCUACAAGAGGCUAGAGUUCUAUUCCCAAACAAAGUCAAACGCUUGCUUUACCCUUUUACAGAUAUAGAGGAGUACCUGGAGAGCUCUGUGGAUAGAACACAGUUCCAACUCUUUCAUCCCUGUGUUGAUGAUGUUCUAAAAGCUGAGAGGCUCUUCUGCCCAUCACCUUCUCAUAAAAUUGAUUAUUAUAUGUCAGCAGAGAGGAUGGACCACUCACCUGCACUGAAACAACCAGAGGUGUGUUUCAUUGGCCGAAGCAAUGUGGGAAAGUCAUCUCUUAUCAAAUCUCUUUUUUCCUUGAGUCCCAAUGUGGAAGUCAGAAUCUCCAAAACCCCUGGUCACACAAAAAAGAUGAAUUUCUUUAGGGUGGGCAGGGCUUUCACCAUCGUGGACAUGCCAGGUUAUGGACAUCGAGCACCUAGCGAUUUCGUGGUUAUGGUCGAACCAUAUCUCUACUCAAGAAAGAAUCUUGUGAGGACAUUCUUGUUGGUGGAUGGCAGUGUUGGACUGCAAAAGACUGAUCACAUUGCCCUUGAGAUGUGUGAAGAGACGAGAAGUCCAUAUGUGAUGGUGGUGACUAAGAUUGACAAAUGUGGUCGUAGCUCACUACUGAAAAACCUUAUGAAUUUUCAAAAUGUGAUUACAACACAGACCUCGAGCUGCUUCCCCCAGCCCUUUUUGGUCAGUUCCCUCAAAUUUUCUGGGAUCUACAUCCUGAGAUGCUUCAUUGCUCAUAUAACAGGAAAUAUCCAGUUAACAGACACCUCUCAAAACUGAUUCUUCACAAGCUUUGUCUCAGUUGAGUUUUUUUUUUAUUGCUCUCUCUCUUGUGCAAUGUCUUUUCAGGUUUGAAGACAUACGUGUGUUUUUAAUGAUGAAAUUCUUUAACAAAAACAUCGCAGACCCAAAGUAUCCUUCUGGAAUGAGCUACUAAAUAUUCUGAGCAAAAUAAAUAUUGCAUGUUGUUAUUAUUUUCUGUUUCAUAGAUGAUUCAUUGAAUAAAAAAUCACACUUGAAAAGCACAA
Molecule: messenger RNA, 1270 nt
Organism: Syngnathus acus (greater pipefish)
Lineage: Eukaryota; Metazoa; Chordata; Actinopteri; Syngnathiformes; Syngnathidae
Gene: gtpbp8
Product: GTP binding protein 8 (putative)
Exons: 8
Coding region: 159-1022 (287 amino acids)
Cellular component (GO): mitochondrion
Molecular function (GO): GTP binding
Source: RefSeq, a predicted model, not a curated record